Messenger RNA from Baudoinia panamericana UAMH 10762, 2014 nucleotides. RefSeq lists its product as uncharacterized. Gene Ontology annotation, cellular component: Set1C/COMPASS complex. The record is from RefSeq and is a predicted model, not a curated record. The transcript has a single exon. Gene Ontology annotation, molecular function: protein binding. The coding region runs from base 417 to 1856 and encodes 479 amino acids. Lineage: Eukaryota; Fungi; Ascomycota; Dothideomycetes; Mycosphaerellales; Teratosphaeriaceae.
GCGACGCAUCAGCGGCCGAUUCUUUGACCGGAACCAUCCGCGCACAGACCCACGGGGAAAGAGUCACACGAGUCAGGCCGUAUUGCGUUAGUGCGCAGAGCCGCAACAACGGUCUUGCAUGUCAAAAGCACGCGAUCACUUUGUGCUGUAGACAGUGUUUCGUCUCUCGCAACAAUUGUGUACAUUGUGUGAUUGAUGAGGCAUCGCUUCGAGUCGCCGUUUAUAACUCGGUCCGCAUAAUAUAGAGUUGCGACAUCAGUAUUGCUCGUACUGCUGCAACAAGCAAGCAUGCUACCUUUCGGGGACCAGUCAGAAACGCAGCAACAUCAUAUGUCACACCGGCGGUGAUAAGGAGGGCUUGAGACACAUUUGGGUAGAGCAGCGCUAGGGAGCAAGAGUCUCCCUAUGAUUAUGCCAUGAACCUCCCACUCACUGACCCAGUCUUGCUGGCACAAGACAUACCCGAGACACUAGUCGCCCGACUCCGCUCGUCUGGUCAAGCAGUAUGUCUGCGCUUUAGCCACAAAGGCGACCUUCUUGCCUCCGGCACCGCCAAAGGCACCAUCGCCAUCUUUGAUCUCGAGACGAAUGGCGUAGCGCGCAAGCUUAAGGGCCACACCGCCGGUCGUACGGUCCAGAGCUUGAGCUGGGAGAGAAGUGGCCGUUACCUUCUCAGUAGCAGUAUAGACUGGAAAGUCAUACUAUGGGAUCUCCACGAUGGCAGCAGGGUGCGCUCAGUGAGCCUAGGCGCACCUGUCUACAUUGCCGAGCUGCAUCCGCAAAACCACCUGCAGUGUGUGGCAGCACUGUAUGAGUACCGUCCAGUAUUGGCCGAUCUUAGCGACAGCAGAGUCAAGCAGUACGCGCUACCCAACCUACCGAAACGAGCACCGCACGAAAUGGACGCGAAUCCGGAGAAGGCUGACGCUAAGCACUUCACCACUGUCGCCGCCUUCACACCCACAGGCUCACACGUGGUCACUGGUACCACAAAAGGCUGGCUGAAUGUCAUCGAUGUCGCCACGCGGGAGACGAUCUACAGCACGCGAUUAUGCUCCAAGCCCAUCCUCCUGAUCAGGCUAAGCAGCUCAGGUCGAGACUUACUGGUAAAUGCAUCCGACACCAUCAUCCGCACCAUCAAGCUUCCGGACCUCUCCUUGCCCGACCUGGCAGCCGACAACAUCCGCUUAGACGUCGAGCACAAAUUCCAAGAUGUCGUGAACCGGCUGUCGUGGAAUCAUGUCGCAUUCUCCAGUAACGCGGACUACGUCAUGGCCAGCACGCUCAUGAACCACGACAUCUACAUUUGGGAGCGCGGCCACGGCUCACUAGUCAAGAUUCUCGAGGGUCCGAAAGAAGAGCUAGGCGCGGUAGAGUGGCACCCAAGCCGUCCAUUUGUUGCCGCAACAGGUGUCGAAAGCGGCCGGGUCUACCUCUGGGGCAUCAAUACACCACAGCGAUGGUCUGCGCUGGCGCCUGACUUUGCGGAGGUGGAGGAGAAUGUGGAGUACAUUGAGAAGGAAGAUGAGUUCGACAUUCAUCCGGUCGAAGAACUGCAGAAGCGGAGGUUGGAUCAGGAGGAUGAAGAAGUCGAUGUGCUGACGGUGGAUGACCAGCAGCUGGAGCGGGAGGGUGGCAAAGGAGGUAAAGGUGAAGAGUUCCGGAUGCCGGUGUUGCUCGAUAUGGGUGAAAGUGACAGCGAGGAUGAGAUUGUGGCUAUCGGGACUGGGCAGUUCCGGCGUAAAAGCAUUGCGCAAGACGACGGCGACUUUCUUGACGGUGAAGACGCAGUGGCGAAUGGGCGUGCUGAGGAAGUGGUUGAGCAUGCGGGAAGUAAGCGGCGACGGGGUGACUGAGACUUUGCCGGUCUUUCUUGUCAUUACUAGUGGUAUGCGCGUAGCUUCAAUGACCGGCGUGCACAUGAACCGAAGGAGAACACAUUGGGAAGUUCUUUCUCACCUCCUACUCAAGCUCCCUGGAGGCGCUUCUUCAUGGCUAAGAUUAAGAACAGCUC